This is a messenger RNA of Linum tenue, 414 nucleotides long. The record is from the annotation of a GenBank genome assembly. NCBI's taxonomy places the organism in Eukaryota, Viridiplantae, Streptophyta, Magnoliopsida, Malpighiales, Linaceae.
AUGAUCAAGUCGCCGGCCUCCACGUGGCUGCACCGCAGCUCCUCCGUCAAGGCGUCCAGCACCACCAUCUACCUCGGCCGAUCCAAAUCCGUUCACCACCACCAAUCCUCCUCCUCCCCCGCAGACGGCGGUUACUCCAGAAGACCGGCCGGCCGGGGCGGGAACAUCUGGCAAGCGCUGUGGAGAAAGAUCAACAGGAGGAAGCGGAGCAUUUUCCGAGCGGCCACGUGUACUUCGACGGCGACGGUUGCGACGCUGCAUUCGGCGUACGAACCGGAGGAGUACAGCAUGAACUUCGAUCAGGGGACGGGUUGGGCCGAGCCCGAUAACCUGCCCCGGUCUUUCUCGGCCCGGUUCGCGGAUCCUUCCCGGAUCCUCCAGCGGAGCGCCACCAGUACUUGCUACGCCAGAUAA